This is a messenger RNA of Dunckerocampus dactyliophorus (ringed pipefish), 3281 nucleotides long. RefSeq lists its product as uncharacterized. The coding region runs from base 98 to 1381 and encodes 427 amino acids. Gene Ontology annotation, molecular function: interleukin-17 receptor activity. The record is from RefSeq and is a predicted model, not a curated record. Lineage: Eukaryota; Metazoa; Chordata; Actinopteri; Syngnathiformes; Syngnathidae. The transcript has 9 exons.
UUUUUUUUUUUUUCCAAGUUAUGAAGAUUUCUUUCCCACAUAAAAGCUAACACGGAGUCUAUCACCUCACUUCUGUCCACGCAGCUGAGUCAUCAUCAUGUGGAGAGGACACCUUUUUGCCUGCUUUUAUCUCGCUGCCCUGGUGACGUCACAAGACGUUACAAUCGAGUGUCGUGAAUAUGAUGUUUUACCCCCCACGCGUCAUCGCAGUCCAUCUCUGCUAGCAGAUUUGAAGGUUGAGUUGGUGAAAGUGUCAGGAAAAGACAUGAUGAAUGUAAGCUGGGCUAUCAACAUUGACGCCAGCAUCGAAUAUCUGAUUGGCACUCGCUUAAGGGGGGAAACUGAUCUCCUCUGUGAAUACACUCCACCUUUGGCCAAGGCUGACAUUACUGGGUCACAUCAGAAAUGGUUUCAUUACUUGGUGAAAGCAAACUAUGGCUCCAACUUAAUCCAAGCAGCCAAUCUUCCUUUGCCGCCGCAGGGCAGCGGCCCCUCUUACAAGUCCAAGAGGGUGUUCAUACCUCGCCCCACACACAGUUGUGCACCAAAGCCUACUUAUUACCCCAAAGGUGAGGAAACGCUAGCUGACCUCACCACACACAGCCCCCGUUCAGAUCCUACACACACCUUCAACAACAUAUUGGUGAUCGUUUAUUUAGGACUUGCUGUUGGCAUGAUCCUCACUUCUGGAUGCAUUUUGUAUAAAAGAUGCGGGAGACACGUUGCCUUUUCGCUGGGCUUUAAAAGACUGCCUACAUCGGCUCGUGUUCCCGUCUCUGUCCUCAUGGUGUACCCUCCUGAGAGCAGAGCCUUCCAGAAGGCCGUAAUGGCAUUGGCAGAGUUUCUGCAGAAGCAUGCUGGCUGCAGCGUGGCGAUCGACGUAUGGCAGCAGGGAAGAAUUGCACAGGUUGGUCCCAUGCGUUGGCUGGUAGAAGAAGUCAAAGCUGCGGAACAUGUCCUCAUCAUCUCUCCACAGCCAAGCUACCCUGCUCCCUCCAACCUCGUCUCCACGGGACCUUCCACACCAGCUUCAGCUCACGACCUUUACCCUCUCGCCCUCAACAUGGUGGCCAGCCACGCUAAGAAUGCCAACGAGCUCGCUAAGUUUUGGGUGUUACAGCUAGGCAAGCACCAGGACAAGAGUUACCUGGCUCCAGAACUGAGCGCCUGCAAACGCUUUUGUUUAUUGAAGGAUUUAAGGAAACUCUGCAGGAGCCUGCACACUCUGAGACAAGAUGGCAAGAUGAGGGCAGAUCUCGUCUUUGGGCCAGACAGUGGAAAGUGUACAGUGAAGUUAAGAGAUGCUGUGGAAAAACUAAGUAGAGAUUGUGUUGUGAUUUCCAGGGAGGCUCAAGCACUCAAUUCUGUCAUCACUGUUUGAAUAUGUGGUUUAUGUAUGUUUUAGAUUAAUAUGAAGAUGUUACCCGAGCUAUAACAUAUAAAAAUUAGGGCUGUCAAAAAUUAACGCGUUAACAGCGGUAACUCAUUUAUUUCAUUAAUUACGUUAAAUGAUUUUGUAUUAUAACGCAUGGUCACCAGAGCAAGCAGGCCUCUCCGUUAUGACAGCAGAUGGAGUUCUACACUGUUGUUCGAAGAACAGUCAGACAGAUUGUGCCGAUCUUUUAUUACUUCAUUCGGACCUGAACACAUCAACAGCAGUACAAUUCCAUCACCAUAUACUGUAUGUAUCUCCAACUCACACACCUCUCUGCCGUUCAUCCGGGGAACGACACUUCCUCAUUCUCAUUUCAAGAACGCGAGAUGCAUUCAGGGACACUCCGAACAUCACAAAAACAGCUUUAUAGUGCGCGCGUGUGCGUGUAUGCGAAUAAACAGGACAAUAAAGAAAAACGAAGUGGAUAUUCUUAUCACUCACUUCGUAACUCUUAAUUCGAAUGUACAACUUGUUACAUUUAAGUAUGCUGGAAAAUACACUGAAAACAAGUACAUUUACUUGAAUUGACAUGAUGUCUUUGCACGCAACCCUUCAUUGCUCAUAAUAACACGUUUUAAAGUGUGAUUCAAAUGUUCUGCUACUAUUAACUUGAUUUUAGCUUCAUUGACAUUCAGUUCAUUUGGAGCAUACAAAUAUACGGUAUAUAGCCCUGUCAUUUAUCUUUCUGUUAAUUAAAUACAGUAAAAAUGGGCAUAUUUCAGACAUAGUUGCUCAUUUUGAUUAAUCGUAAUUAAUUAAUUUAAAAACCGAUUAAUCUGUUUAAUUUCUUUACGCAUUUGACAGCCCUCAUAAAAAUAGAACCAUAAGAUUUUCCUUGUACAUGUUACUGACUAGAUGCUCGUUAAGUGUCUUCCAUGACCAGCACAAGGGGAAAAUAACCAGUGACGUGCGGUCAGGGGAGGCAGGUGAGGCAGAACCUCACCUGUCAUGAAAAAUACAUAAACAAAUAGUAGCAUAAAAUAAAUAAAUGUUUGUUGAACUGUAUUAUAAAUGUAUCGUUUUUUAACAUUUUCUUUAGUAAAAAUUGCUGAAUUUCCAGAUUUCCUGAUCAAAUACAGGGAAGAAACCUAUAUAUAAAAAAAUCACAACCAGAGAGCUAAAUUAUUUACCUAUUUACUGCGGCCGCUGUCAGUGAAGGGCCCUUGGAAUUGUCCUAACUCCCCCCCCUUUAUGGUGCCCCUGACUAUUAUUAUUGCCAGUGCCUAAUGUCAUAGGUAUGACGUUCAAAUGUCAUGUGGUAGGCACUUGCAGUACUCCUACAUCCUGAAGGGGUGGGGGCGUGCAUGAGCUGGCAGGUGCUUCUUUGUCACUGAUCCUUCCACAGAGGAAAAGCCAGCGUUUUUUUUCUUUCCGCUAGCACUAGCUAGCAUCAAAUGAAAUGCAUUCAAUAUAUUUGUAUCCUCUGAUGAGUGAAUGAAUGAAUUUGCCAAGAUGGAGGAUUAUAUACCCAAACUCAUCAAGAGGUGAUCAGACUUUUGCAACAAAGUAGUGGAGAUUUUGCUGGAGAAAAAAAGGCUGGAUGUACUUCAUAUACACAUAAAAGGUAAGAACAAUGUUUUUCAGUUUAUAUGAAAAAAAAAUGUAUCUAAAAAGUGUCUGAAAACAUUUUUUAACCAACGUCAAUCAUUCUGUUUUUUGGUUGUCCUCUUAUUGAGCAACCUGUAUUAACAUAAAAACAUAAAAAGAGUCAGUGCCUCACCAGCCAUGAACAUCACCGCACGUCACUGAAAAUACAAUAACUUAUAUUUUCCAAAAGUUUUUAUACAUUUUGUGCAUUAUAAUAUAUCAUUUCUUUUUUUAAUACAUUGUUGUAUUUGUUGCUCUA